AUGUUUGCCCCAUUCUUUCGUUCAUUGAAAUCCAAUGCAAUAGCGCAAAGAGGGUUGUUUGUCGCCAAAACUUCGCUUCGACAAUACCGGUGCCGGUUGUUUUGCUCACCUUCUGCUGUGUUGCUGUGCAGUUUCAGUAGAGAUAUGCCUCUUUCCAUUUCACAGUUGCGAACACGACUACGGAGUCAGCUGCAGGACGGGUGCCCACGGAUGCAGUCCAUCGACACCGAAGGUCAAUUAACGCUCACACUUGCGAGAAGCCGUCGACCAGCAGAGCAGGAGGAGGCGCUGGAGCGAGCAGAGUCCCUAUGGCGUGAACUAGAGGAUUCCGCCUCGCCACUUCCGUUGACGUCCAUCACGGGACUGCGUGUGUCACUUUGCACAUCCAUGCGCCGGUGUGCACUUGUUGCGCGAAAGCAAGAACUGGCGGAGUCAUGGACCCGACGUUUUGCCAACCUACGGAACCUACAACCAAUGGACUUCACUACUGGGGCUAAUGUUGCUGCAGGGCGUGUUCGGGGUUGGCAACACGGACGGCCUGCUGAGGAAACGGAUCAAGAGGAGAUGAGUGGUGGGGUGGUUGAUGAUGACGGGGCGGGUGCAGAAGGUGCAGGCAGGAAGUCUGGAAAUAAAGAAACUCCACUGCAGAAGUAUCGCCAGGAAGUUAUGAUGGACCACCCCAUGAUGCAACUGGCGUUUAAGCGAGGAGUACACACCCCUGGGCCGCGUUACACAGGGGAUUAA
Messenger RNA from Trypanosoma brucei brucei TREU927, 744 nucleotides. RefSeq lists its product as hypothetical. The transcript has a single exon. The coding region runs from base 1 to 744 and encodes 247 amino acids. The record is from RefSeq and is a predicted model, not a curated record. NCBI's taxonomy places the organism in Eukaryota, Euglenozoa, Kinetoplastea, Trypanosomatida, Trypanosomatidae.